Molecule: messenger RNA, 1423 nt
Organism: Aricia agestis (brown argus)
Lineage: Eukaryota; Metazoa; Arthropoda; Insecta; Lepidoptera; Lycaenidae
Exons: 3
Coding region: 39-1211 (390 amino acids)
Source: RefSeq, a predicted model, not a curated record
GGCGGUUGACCAGUUCAUUCGCGAAUCGCCCUCUAACUAUGUCGGACUCGGAGCAGACGCUACGCCAUACUCUCGACAAAAUACUCGACCGGAGGAAAUACACCAGGCGCGAUGUCAGAAUCAAAGAAAUAUCCUCAGGAGGAUCCAACUUUACCUCAGCACUGUUUCUAGUAGACGUAACAGCGCCGGACAAAGAAGAUUUAAAGCUGUUCGCCAAAGUUGGAUGCAUAAAGAACGAGAUGAGAAAAAUAAUGAACGCAGACUGGCUGUACAAUACAGAGCGAUACGUGUACACAGAGCUGAUAGGAAUAUAUGAGAAAAUUCAAGAUGAACACAAUAUUAAGGGUGAAAAAAGGUUUGCCUUCCCGAAAUUCUACGGGUAUAACGCAGAAGUUGGGAAGGAGACGAUAGUUGUAGAGAACCUUACGGAAGCUGGAUAUAGAUCGUUUAAUAGACAUAAAUGCGUUGACUGGGACACGGCUAGAGUGAGUGUAGAAAAUCUAGCAAAAUUCCACGCACUAUCGUUUGCCUUCGAAAGGAAGUACCCAGAAAAAUUCAACAGAGACGUCCCAAAUAUGAAAUUCAGAAUGGGCAGCGAUGAAGAGGACAAAGAUAAUAUGAAACCUGUGUGGAUAAAAAUGGUGGAAGGAUCAGUGAGUUCCCUUGAAGGUGAUCAGAAAGAGAAAGUGUUAGGCUUUCUAAUGAAUGAAGAGCUUUUGAAGAUGUACAACAAGCCUAAUGGAAAGCCAGUAAUAUGUCACGGGGACUAUAGACUGAGUAACCUAUUAUUUAAAGGGCAGGGUGAAAAUUUAACAGUUCACACCGUGGAUUUCCAAACGGUAUACGGUGGAUGUCCAGCCUCCGAUCUCAUAUACUUCAUCUUCCUUGGAUCUGAUGAAGCCUUCAGGGAUAGAUAUUACCAAAAGCUUCUAGAUCACUACUACUCCAGCUUGGAAGAGGCUUUGAGGAGGCUGGAUAUUGAGCCAGUCGACGUGUACCCGAAAGAGAAGUUUGAUAGUGACAUCAAACAGGUGUUGCCUUUUGCUGUACUUCUUGGUGUUAUAAUUUUACCAAUAAUAACUGUAGAAGCUCAGAAUGCGCCGAGAGUUGAUGGGGACCUCGAAGAUUUCAUACUGGAGCCAACAGAACUGUAUGCACAAAGGUUCAGAGGAAUUGUCAACGAUUGCUUCAAAUUGGGAGCAUUCGAAUGAGUAGAUAAAUCGGUAGACUUGAGUAGCACGGCAAGGACUACAAAAUAUUAAACUCUACUGUCAAGGAAUACGGUCGAAAUGUGAUAAUCUGGAUCUGUGUGUGUCCGUACGUUGGUAGAUAUUAUAAGUUGACCAAGAAUCCAAACGUAAUAUAUAAAUUAGUUAUUUAAAGUUAUAGACCUAUAUUUUAUGAAUAAAAUGUUUUGACAAUA